CAGGUCAGAUGUCCCUGCGGAGAGGAGUGAGGAGAGAUGGGGAAGACAGCUUCGCCUCAGGGUGUCAAUCACAUGUUGUUGUUUUUUUCUUUCUUCCUCCUCUUUUAUUCCGUCUUAUUUGCCUCCUUCUCUUUUCUUUCUCUUCUUUUUUAUCACUAUGCCCUUUGUUUUUCUUCUUCUUCUUCUUCUUCUUCUUGCUUUCAUUCUUCAGCUGCAGUGUUUGGACUAUUUUCUCGCUUCACCUUGAAAUAAAAGCUCCCAGCCAGCCUGUCUCCCGCGCCGCAACAAACCCAAAGCCCGACUGUGCCACCCCCCAGCCAGGGAGGGGAGGAGUCUACGCUUUCCUCCCGCAGAACUGAGUGUAUAACACUGUGCAGCCAGCCACAAUGUGUGUCAGAGGACUGUCUGUGCUCCCAAAGUAGAUGACUGCUCCAAAGCUGGUGUCUGUAUUAGUGACUGCGAGAUACGAGGGGAAAAAAUUGGUUCGCACGUUAUCAUCCCGAGUCAGGACAAGGUUUUGUGAUUGUGGGAUAGAAUGCCGGCGAUCAUAAGUAAAAACUCCGAUUUGGAGUUUGACUCCUUACAACCGUGUUUCUACCCGGAUGAGGACGACUUCUACUUCUGUGGUCCCGACUCUGCGCCACCGGGGGAGGACAUCUGGAAGAAAUUCGAGCUGUUGCCCACUCCGCCCCUCUCCCCGAGCCGAGCCGCGCUACCGGGGGAGCCGGCGACUGCCUCCCCGGAAGCAGACCCUCUCAGCUUCGGCUUGGGGGACCCACUGGACUGGGCGUCGGAGCUGCUGCUCCUGCCCGAGGACGAUAUCUGGGGGGCGUCCGACGAUGGGGACCUGUUCGGCUCCGCUUUGGAUACUAACCCCAACAGCAUCAUUAUCCAGGACUGUAUGUGGAGUGGCUUCUCCGCCAGGGAAAAGCUGGAGCGGGUGGUCACGGAGAAACUCGGCAAGGCUAUUUCCACGGCCACGGGAGGCGGCAGGAGCGUGUGCGUCAAGGCGCCGGAGGUGGUGAGCCGCAGCUCGGUGUCAGAGUGCGUGGACCCCACGGUAGUCUUCCCUUUCCCGGUCCACAAGAAGAACGGCAGCAGGGACUCAUCCGGGACCGUAAACACAUCCACGACCCACGCCAGCGCUCCCAGCGACUCCGAAGAGGACGAUGACGAUGACGAUGAUGAAGACGAAGAGGGAGAGGACGAGGAUGAGGACGAGGACGAGGAGGAUGAGGAGGAGGAGGAGGAGAUUGAUGUGGUUACAGUAGAGAAGAGGCGAUCCACAACCGUUAAGGCAUCACCCAUGGCGACGGGCACCGUCACCAUCUCCGUGCACCCAAGGAGCCAGGACGCCAGAGGAAGCGGGUCAGGGUCCGGCGUGGUGAGCCGCUUCGUCAGCAGGCCUCCUCAGGAGCUGAUCCUGAAGAGGAGCUCGGUCCACCAGCAGCAGCACAACUACGCAGCCCCCUCACCGUACGCCUCCGACGAUGACCCUACCCCGCCUCCGAAGAAGCAAAAGACAUCGGACGCUCCAAGGCCUCCCACCAGAACCAUCUCCUCAUCCUCCUCCUCUUCCUCCACGUCCUGCAGCUCGCUCAGCAGCAUGUCAGGGGCGCGCAGCAAGCGCAGCGCCAGCGGGGACAGCAGCCCGCGCGGGAGCUCCGACUCGGAGGACAGCGAGCGCCGGCGCAACCACAACAUCCUGGAGCGCCAGCGCCGCAACGACCUGCGCUCCAGCUUCCUGACGCUGCGCGACCACGUCCCGGAGCUGGCGCACAACGAGAAGGCGGCGAAGGUGCUCAUCCUGAAGAAGGCCACCGAGUACGUGAGCUCGCUGGAGACAGAGGAGAUGAGGCUCCAGCAGGAGAAGGACAGGCUCCAGGCCCGCAGGCAGCAGCUGAUGCGCAGGCUGGAGCAUGCUAGGACUCGCUAACAGACAACCACUACAACACAGAAACACUCACAUGUACCCUGGAUGACACCCACCCCCUACCCCCCUUCCUGCCUCCGCUCAGUCUGAAACACGAAUAGAUGCGCACACACACACAGGUUGAUACACUUAAAGCACACACACAUAGGCGCGCAUAUCUGUUCUACACACACAAACAUCUCAGAGGACGUUUUUUUUUCUUCAGAUGCUGACACUCAAACCUGGAGGAGGACGCGCGGGUGGGGGGGGUGGUCGCCGGAGGGAUGAUCGGACUUUCACUGCCGCCACUUUUUUUGCACAUUUGUUGACGUUAAGAAUGUUUAGGGUUUACUUUUUCAAUACAGUCACAUUGAGGAAAGAUUUUUUAAAAAAAAGAGAAAAGGAGGAAGGAGAGAGGACACACCUUGUUUCGGUCUUCACCCCUCCUCAAGUUUUUAUAUCAUUUCUAUUUGUAUCUUGUUUUUUUUUGUUGUUGUUGUUUUGGUUUUUUUUUGUACUCACUGUGACACCAGCCUGGAAUCAGGUGAUUCCCCCCACAGGGAUGGGGUGUCAGAGGGCACUUUGCUUGGAGAAUUUUCACAAGAAAGCAGUGCACACUUACUUUGCCUUCACCACUGCAAAAAACAAACAAAAACAAACAAAAAACGUAAAGUAACAAAAAACUGAAGAGACUCUGACGACUGAGGGUCACGUAAACGAUGCCACUACAGGUUCUCUUCCUCUCACUCCUCCCUCACACUGGUGCUCAAAAACCAAGUCAGUGGAUGUAUAACUGUGCACCUUGCUAGCCGACACUUUUGUAAAUAACAAUAGUGUACAGACAAAAAAAAAUACACUCAGAUCUGCCUUGUUUUGUAAUACAUUUUGUCCUUGUUUUUUUAUACAUGUCAGGAAGCUGCCAAUAACUAGACUGGAAGUUUAUAUACCUUUAAAGUACUGUAAAGGCCUCGAUUUUUGAGAGUCAUGAAACUUUGUAAUAUAACAAUAUAUUGUCUUUUUUUUCUCCUUCUCUUUUACUUUGUAUUGUAUCAUAUUACUAAUUCUACACACCUUUAUGCUUUUAGUGUGAACCUGAUACAUACUAAAUUUGAUACUUAUAUUUUCGUAUGAAAAUGAGUUCCUGGUAGAUAUCACUUUAUCUCGUCAUUUUUUUUCUCUCCUUCUUAUAUCAAAAAUAAUUCUUUUGUACAGCAAAUGUGUUCUAUCCUCAUGUACCUGGAGUUGUUUUUCUUUCCCCCUCUUCCUCUUUUGUUUAUAUUUGUAACUAUCGGGUGCAUAGAACUGGGUAAACGGAUAUAAGAUGUUUGUUUUUUUCACUUUUAAAAUGUACAUUUAGUGCUGCAACUCAUAGCACUUUGAAAUACCUCAUUUUGAAAAAUAAAUAGACAUCAGAAAAUCCUCA
Molecule: messenger RNA, 3335 nt
Organism: Acanthopagrus latus (yellowfin seabream)
Lineage: Eukaryota; Metazoa; Chordata; Actinopteri; Spariformes; Sparidae
Gene: mycn
Product: MYCN proto-oncogene, bHLH transcription factor
Exons: 3
Coding region: 536-1936 (466 amino acids)
Biological process (GO): regulation of transcription by RNA polymerase II
Molecular function (GO): RNA polymerase II cis-regulatory region sequence-specific DNA binding; protein dimerization activity; DNA-binding transcription factor activity, RNA polymerase II-specific
Source: RefSeq, a predicted model, not a curated record